AGUGAAAAAUGCUAUUUUCUAUUAUACCAGUGGUUGCACGAUUGGUAUUCUAGCAUCACUUUUGAUUGUUGGAUUUGUAGUUUACCGGUUAACUCCAAGGAGUUGGUUGGGAAUUCCUUUGAUGUUCACUGGCUGGUCCUUCUCGUUCUUCUUUAUUUACACAGUUUGGAAAAAUUUUGCUUCUUUGGUUUUACUGUAUCAGAAAUUUGUGGCAGCAUAUUUUGCUACAGUAAUUUUGAUAUCAUUUGCGGUGUGUUAUCGAUACGGACCACCAACCGACAUCAGAUCUCAUAAUCUUGCGCAGUGGACAUUGCAGUUGAUUGCUUUGAUAUUGAUAUAUUCAUCAUGUCAAAUAACAGAUAUUGCUAUUGGAGUCAUUGCUUUGUUACUGCUAUGGUCGAUGUUAAAAAAUUGGUUGAUUAAUAUAACAUCCAAAUUCAUGUCUAUUUUCAGAAUGGUUUGGCUUUUUUUAUUUCCAAAAUGUCAGCGUUUAUUGACUAUGGAAGAAUAUCAACAACAGGGUGAAGAAGAAACUAGGAAAGCAUUAGAAGAAUUGCGCCGAUACUGUCGAAGUCCAGAAGCGAAUGUUUGGAAAAUUACAUCUUCAGUGAGUGAUCCAAAGAGGUUAGCGAGCUUUGUUGAUGGUGCUUGUGAUCAUGUCAGAGAAGAUGAAUCUCGACUACAUGAUUUAGAAUGUACAAAUUUUGAUGAUAUUUCCGAUGACAGUGGAGAAGAUGAAUAUGUUGUCGCUCAACGUUCUUAUCUAAGUAACAACUAUGAUUCACCAAGGAGAAGAUAUCAAGACUGCGAGAGCUCUUCAUCUUACCCGCAAUCAAGGGAUCGUAGAUUAAAUCUACGACAACGAAAAAAACCCGCUGAAGACGAAGAUUUUGAUAGAGAUGAAAAUGAAUUCAGAUAUUGGCAAACUCAUUCCUUGCCACUGGAAAACUCUUAUAGGUAA
Messenger RNA from Acanthocheilonema viteae, 961 nucleotides. NCBI's taxonomy places the organism in Eukaryota, Metazoa, Nematoda, Chromadorea, Rhabditida, Onchocercidae. The record is from the annotation of a GenBank genome assembly.